UGCAGCGAUAAAUUUCGUAAGUGCUUGGCACUCCAAAAAAAAAAUUUUUUUAUUUGUGCAUUGUGGCAACAGUGAAAAUAUGUCAAAAAAUAAAUAAAUAAAUAAAGUGUGUUUGUGCGACUACGAAAAACUAUCAUCACACCGCUCGGAAGAUUAACGUCUGGAUUAUGUCAAUGGAUUUCAUCAAUCAAGACUUCAGCUUCAAUAAAACCGAAUAUAAGUGAAGAAAGCCAACAAGAACACCGACCACGACAUCAUAGCAUAGACAUAAAGCAAGGUAUUUUGUUGUUGUUGUCAUUUAAAAUAAGUAAUUGUUAACAUGUCUCUACCUGAGAGGGAUGAGAUCGUAGGAAAUGUAAAAAUUGAACCAGGGGGUGGUGAACAAUUAAACUUAACAGAGUGGCUAGCAGAGUUUGCAACUCAAAUAAGCUCGCAACUUAAACAAUCAAGUGAGCAAUUAAGUUUGGAUUUUAAACAAUCAAGUGAAGAAAACACAGAUAGACUGGAUAAGUUAAGUUUGGAUUUUGAUCUAUUAAGUUCUCAUCUCAAUGAGAAGUGCGAGGAAAUUAAAACUACCCUCAGUAAGAACACUAGCGAACAGUUGAUACACUUCAGAAAAGAAUUUCAAGUUAAAGUUGAAAGUUUAAAUGAAAACAUACAAGCGAACACAGACAGCAUUGCUGUCAUUUACAACAGAGUAGAUACUGAAGCUAAAAGAUUAGAUCAGAGAAUAGACAAAACAUCAGAAAACCUUAAACAAGAAUACAACCUGUAUACCACUAAUGUAGAUACAAAAGUAGAAAAUAUACACACUAAAUGUACACAAUUGGAAGAUGCAUUGAUGUCAAAACAAAUGUUUUACAAUCAAAAUACAAUGUAUGGACACAUCCAAGUGAAAUGCUUUCCUGGUGAAAAUCUGCACCCUAUUGACUUUAUUCACCAAUGUAAAGAUAUGUUUGUUGUAGGAAUGUCAGAUAACAUAAAAAUUAAGUUAGUAAAACGGUUUCUAGAAGGGGAGGCCCUAUCCUGGGCAAAUGAGAAUAAUGAUUCUUGGAAUACUUUUGAAGAGUUUGAAGCUAAAUUUAUUUGCAAAUUUUGGUCACAAUCCAUACAAGCCAGAUUAAAGUCAGAAUUUCUAAAUGGACCAGUGUAUAGAGGGAAAGUAGGGGGAAUGCAAAAAUUUUGCAGAGAUCAAUUGAAAAAACUUGCUCAUUUAAAUAACUCUUUUGAUAUUAUAACACAAAUUGAUGUUUUAAAAAGGAGAUUACCAGAGAGACUGCAGUGGGAAUUGGUCCAUGGACCAGACGAUUCAAUGGAAGAGUUCCUGAAAUUUGUAGAUAGAUUAGAUAGGGCCUUGGAAAGAGAAAGUAACCAAAGUUUUGGCUCUGGCAACAACCAGUAUGGGGGGUGGAGCAGGAAUGUAAAUAGAGAUUAUUAUGGGAGGAGAAACUUUGAAAAUUCUGGAAAUAAUGCUCCAAAUAGGGGAGAUAUGAGAUACGAAAAUGAUUUCAGAAACAAUACACAGGAGGGAGGAUGGAGGAGAGAUAACAGGAAUGAUAGAAAUAGGUAUUGGGGAAGAGAACAAGAGAGAAGGGGGUUUGUUGAAACUAGUGAACAAAACGACAACUACAAACGGACAGACCGAGGAAACCAGCCGGGAAACGGUGGACAGUCCCACUAG
Messenger RNA from Schistocerca nitens (vagrant locust), 1681 nucleotides. RefSeq lists its product as uncharacterized. The coding region runs from base 320 to 1681 and encodes 453 amino acids. The transcript is spliced from 2 exons. NCBI's taxonomy places the organism in Eukaryota, Metazoa, Arthropoda, Insecta, Orthoptera, Acrididae. The record is from RefSeq and is a predicted model, not a curated record.